This is a messenger RNA of Styela clava, 1027 nucleotides long. Its product is annotated as peptidyl-prolyl cis-trans isomerase-like. Gene Ontology annotation, biological process: protein peptidyl-prolyl isomerization; protein folding. The record is from RefSeq and is a predicted model, not a curated record. Gene Ontology annotation, cellular component: intracellular membrane-bounded organelle; cytoplasm. Lineage: Eukaryota; Metazoa; Chordata; Ascidiacea; Stolidobranchia; Styelidae. Gene Ontology annotation, molecular function: peptidyl-prolyl cis-trans isomerase activity; cyclosporin A binding.
UUUAAGAAUAAAAAUAUUCAAUGAUGAACCGAGGUACGUGGAUUUUGAUACUGGCUGGGAUUUUUAUUUUUCAAACAAUUAGCAUUUGUACAGCCGCUGAGAAAAGUGAUGACGAAAAGGAAGUUCCAAAAGAUGAGGAAGAUAACGAAAUUGAUGUGCAGAUAGAAGAAGAAAAGGAUGAGAAAAAAGAGGAAGAUGGAGCAAAGAAGAAAGAUGGCGAAGAAAAGAAAGGAGACAAAGAAGACGAUGAAGAACUUCCAAAGACAAUUCGGAUUGGUGACAAAGACAUUCCAAUCGAAAGAGCUGAUCGCACUGUGACUGCUGAAGUUACCAUGGAAAUUAGUUUCGGAAGUGAAUCGAUGGGAAACGUUACUUUUGGACUUUUUGGAAGACAAUGUCCUAAAACCGUCAGAAAUUUUGUCACACUUGCAAAUCCAGUUCGACCUAAAGGAGAGGGAUACAAAGGAAGCAAAAUUCAUCGUAUCGUUAAAGGUUUCGCGGUCCAAGGUGGUGACUUCAUGAACAAUGACGGUAGUGGAGGAUGGAGUAUCUAUGGAAAAUACUUCCGCGAUGAAAAUUUCGCAAUCAAUCAUUUUCCUUUCUGCCUCUCUAUGGCUAACUCAGGGCCAAACACGAAUGGUUCUCAGUUUUUUGUUCCGGUGAUACGCACUUCAUGGUUAGAUGGCAAGCACGUCGUUUUUGGCCAAGUUACUUCCGGACAUAAAUUGAUCAAAUCCAUGAACGAUAUUCGAGUAAACAGAUUCGGACGACCGUAUCGACAAGUAUGGGUAUCAGAUACAUGGACCAAAUUUAUGAAAGUCGGUCCCGCUAAGUCGGAGUUGUAAAUUGACUCAAAAGUAUUAGAGCAGCCGUGUAGAAGAAUGAAAAAAACUGUCAUUUGAAGCAAUUUUGUUUGAAUACAAUCAAAACUAUUUUAGUUUGAACACAAUGAAGCAAGCAAUUAAAUUCUCUAAACCACGUAAAACUUGGUUUUAGAUGUAUUAGAAAUUUUUGUGUAUCAAAUUAU